UUUCGUGUCGAUUCACAAGUUACCGAUCGUGAUGGCUCUAAGAAUCCGAUUUAAGAUAGUUAUAGUAUUCGUGCUGUUGGUAGGGCUUCUGGGAAACGUGGACAGCGGAUUCUUCAGGAGGUCCAAGUCUGGAAGCAGUGGAGGAUCGAGCAUGUUCUCUAGAUUCAGAAAAUGGCGUAUCCCGCGGGUUAUGAGCAAGCUGUUCUAUAAAAUGUACAAAGGCAAUGAAAGGAUUGGUGGUAAAGUGGCGAUCGUAACUGGAAGUAACACUGGAAUUGGGAAAGUUACCGCCCUUGAACUUUGCAAAAGAGGAGCUAGAGUGAUAAUGGCCUGCCGCACUACACAUGCGUGUGAGAAAGCUGCCGAAGACAUUAGGAAGAAAACAGAAGGAUUAGAAGGUCGUGGCACUGUUGAGUGCAAAUAUUUAGAUCUGUCAAUCCGUGAAACUGUUUAUAAAUUUGCUGAUGAUAUCUUGAGAACGGGAACGCCAGUCAAUUAUCUGAUAAACAAUGCAGGGGUGAUGGCAUGCCCAUAUUCAAUAACGCCUGACGGACAAGAGUGGCAAUUUCAGGUCAACCACUUGAGUCACUUUUUACUCACCAUGAAACUUCUGCCGAGAAUUAUUAAGUCUGCACCCUCGCGAAUCAUAACCGUAUCCUCAUUGGCACACAUGUUCAGCAGCGGAAACAUGUAUUACGAUGAUAUUACAAUGAAGAAAAACUACAAACCAAAGAGGGCUUAUGCGAGAAGUAAGUUAGCGAACAUAUGGUUCUCGAGAAUACUCGCUAAACGCCUAAGAGAACUGGGUAUUUCUAAAGUGACGACUUAUUCGUUGCACACGGGGAUUGCCGUCACGGAGAUGACCCGUCACUUUGAUAAGGUCUUGAACAAGUGGAUCAAAGAUCUCUACGAGAGCAAUUUCGUGAAAUGGUUUGUGAGGACACCUGAAGAGGGGGCUCAAACCACCCUUUACUGCGCUUUGGACGAGGCAGCUGGUUUAGAGAGCGGUGAAUACUACAGCAACUGCCACAAGGCGAAACCCCUCAGAGCAGCAAGAAGUGGACGAAAAAAUGAUGAAAAGGCCGAAAAGUUAUGGGACUGGAGUUGGAAUUGGUCUGGGCUCGGCAAUUACAACCCGUAUUCGCCGAUGUAAAAGCAAUCGACAUGAAACUGAUUGAAGUCCUUUCGUGAUGCAGAAUCAUAAAGCCCGAUUUCUUUCAUUUUCUCAAUUUUUUUGACGAUUUUAAAAUGAAUGAUUUUAUUGGACUCGAAAAAUCAACUAAUGAUCGACAUGAUUUUCACUCGAUUAUAAUAGUUACGGUCUUUUUAAAAUGUGUUACGUUAAUUGCUACUAACAGAGUAAUAGUUGAGCAUAUCAGUAAAAUUAUACUUUUGUUAAUCUUUAGAAACUCAUAUUUAAAGUUAUUUUUAAUCCCACAUAUUGAUGUUUUUAUAAACUAUUUCGAUUUAAAUAACUAGUAUAUCUGGAUUAAUUGAAAUCAAAAUUAUUGGGAUAAUAUGUAUAAUGGAAGUAGUUUUGUUUUUCGAGUUGAUUAAAACACAAUUGAUUUGGACGAAAAAA
Molecule: messenger RNA, 1582 nt
Organism: Bemisia tabaci
Lineage: Eukaryota; Metazoa; Arthropoda; Insecta; Hemiptera; Aleyrodidae
Source: RefSeq, a predicted model, not a curated record